UACCUUCCCCCCAAAUAGAAAAAAGGAAAAUCUGGUCAGCCACCCAUAGGCAUAGCCAUGGCUCAUUGCUUACUUCUCUGCUCCAAGAUCUGACUUACUUUCCUAGAAACACCCACGCAUCCAUCCAUCUUCUCCUCUUCUUCUUCUUCUUCUUCUUCUUCUUCUUCUUUACUUGUUUCUGCGAUUGAUAGAGAGUGAGUGGCAAUGUCGAUUCACGGCAAGACCGAUUCGGAGGUGACGAGCCUGGCGCCGUCAUCGCCGACGAGCCGCCACCCGGCGUACUACGUGCAGAGCCCGUCGCGGGACUCCCACGAUGGCGAGAAGACCACCAACUCCUUCCACUCUACGCCCAUCCUCAGCCCCGCCGGCUCCCCCGGCCGCCACUCCCGCGAGUCCUCCUCCACCCGCUUCUCCGGCUCCCUCAAGCACAAGCAGCCCCGCCACCACGACAAGCCCUCCUCCGCCAACAAGCACUUUGACUCCAUCGAAGAGGAGGGCCUCCUCGACGACGGCGCCGCCCCCCGCGGCCUCCCCCGCCGCUGCUACUUUCCCGCCUUCGUUCUUGGCUUCGUUCUCCUCUUCUCCUUCUUCUCCCUCGUCUUGUGGGGCGCCAGCCGGAAUCAGAAGCCCGUCGUCACCAUGAAGAGCAUUUCAUUCAACUGGUUUACGAUUCAAGCCGGCAAUGAUUUCUCCGGCGUAGCCACCAACAUGGUGACGAUGAACUCCACUGUGAAGCUCAUUUACCGGAAUACCGGCACAUUCUUCGGCGUCCACGUCAUAUCUACGCCACUGGAUCUCUCCUACUCUCAAUCUGAGCUCACCCUAGCCACCGGAACCAUUAAGAAGUUUUAUCAGUCGAGAAAGAGCCAGAGGACGGUGACGGUGACGUUGCAGGGAAGCAACAUUCCUCUGUACGGGGGCGGUGCCGAUCUGAGCAGCAAAGACGGGACGCCGCUGGCACCGGUGCCGUUGAUGCUGAGCUUCACCGUGCGGACCAGAGCGUACGUGUUGGGGAAGCUGGUGAAGCCCAAGUUCUACAAGAAGGUUGAGUGCUCGGUGGUCAUGGAUGCCAAGCAGAUGAACGUGGCCUUGUCUUUGAAGAAGAAUUGCACUUACCAGUAAAAGUUGAAGAAUUGUUGGACAUAUUCACAAGGCAAACCCAAUCCAAACAUAAAAUAAAUGAGAGAGAGAGAGAGAGAGAGAGUUGAAUUACAUAUAAAUUGGAUGAGGAUUGGAGGAAGGAACAGAGGCUGCUUCUAGUUUUGGAUUUUUGUGAAUUAUUUUACUGAUGAGUUUAAUCAGGCAAAACGUGGAUACAGCUGUAGAUGUUUUUUUUAUCUAUAUAUAUAUAUAUAAUGUUGGGCCGGGUCCAGAUUCAGAUUU
Molecule: messenger RNA, 1383 nt
Organism: Diospyros lotus (date-plum)
Lineage: Eukaryota; Viridiplantae; Streptophyta; Magnoliopsida; Ericales; Ebenaceae
Exons: 3
Coding region: 205-1122 (305 amino acids)
Source: RefSeq, a predicted model, not a curated record